AUGGAAGAAGAAUCAUUUAAAAAUAGAUUACUAAAAAGAAAUAUUGAUAUAUGGAUAGAAAAGUAUCGACCAGAAUAUUUAGAUGAGGUAGUGGGAAAUCCUUUUGUCAUAAAUACAUUAAAAAGUAUUAUUAGCUCAGGAAAUAUGCCUAAUUUACUUUUAGCUGGAGCACCAGGAACUGGAAAGACAACCAGUAUUUUGUGUUUAGCUAGUGAAAUGUUGGGAGAUCUAGCGAAAAAAGCUGUUCUUGAAUUAAAUGCUUCUGAUGAUAGAGGAAUUAAUGUAAUAAGAGACAGAAUAAAAAGUUUCGCUAAAGAAAUUAUAAGUUUACCACCAGGAAGACAUAAAAUUAUUAUUUUAGAUGAAGUUGACUCUAUGACUACUGCAGCGCAGCAAUCGUUAAGAAGGAUCAUGGAAUUGUAUUCUGAUACAACACGAUUUGCAUUAGCUUGCAAUCAAUCAGAAAAGAUAAUUGAUGCACUUCAAAGUAGGUGUGCAAUUAUAAGAUAUUUCAAGCUAAGCGAUGACCAAGUUUUAAAAAGAAUAUUAAAAAUAUGUGAUCUCGAAAAUAUAAAAUACACUGAUGAUGGAUUAGAAGCACUACUAUUUAUAGCAGAUGGAGAUUUACGAAAAGCUGUCAAUUGCUUACAAUCUACCCACGCUGGAUUGGAAAUUAUAAAUAAAGAAAAUGUUUUAAAUAUUUGUGAUAUUCCAUCUCCUGAAAGAAUUGAGAAAUUAUUAAAACACUGUAUUAAUAGUGAAUGGAAAAAAGCUCAUGAAGUCGCUUAUGAAAUGAUUUCAGAAGGACACACGCCUUUUGAUGUUGCAUUAACUUCAUCAAAUGUUUUAAGAAGAUAUGAUUUAGGUUCUGAAUCUGUUCAGGUUGAAUUUUUAAAGAUAGGUGCAAUGGCUUGUAAUACAAUGGCUAGUGGUUUAGCAACUGCAAUACAAUUAGAUAAAUUACUUGCAGAUUGGUGUAUAGCUGCGAAAACCUUUAGAACAAAAUGUUAA
This is a messenger RNA of Plasmodium gallinaceum, 1011 nucleotides long. Its product is annotated as replication factor C subunit 4, putative. Gene Ontology annotation, molecular function: DNA binding; DNA clamp loader activity; ATP hydrolysis activity. The coding region runs from base 1 to 1011 and encodes 336 amino acids. Lineage: Eukaryota; Apicomplexa; Aconoidasida; Haemosporida; Plasmodiidae. Gene Ontology annotation, cellular component: nucleus; DNA replication factor C complex. The record is from RefSeq and is a predicted model, not a curated record. Gene Ontology annotation, biological process: DNA-templated DNA replication; DNA repair. The transcript is spliced from 2 exons.